Messenger RNA from Nematolebias whitei (Rio pearlfish), 2388 nucleotides. Its product is annotated as ATP-binding cassette sub-family D member 3. Gene Ontology annotation, molecular function: ABC-type transporter activity; ATP binding; ATP hydrolysis activity. Lineage: Eukaryota; Metazoa; Chordata; Actinopteri; Cyprinodontiformes; Rivulidae. Gene Ontology annotation, biological process: long-chain fatty acid import into peroxisome; fatty acid beta-oxidation; peroxisome organization. The record is from RefSeq and is a predicted model, not a curated record. Gene Ontology annotation, cellular component: peroxisomal membrane; peroxisome.
GCGCAUGCGCACCUCACACCAGGAAAUGACUUUUGGUGACAGAACAGCUGAAGCAUUACAAGCACACCAAAGCCCGAAACAUGGCGGGUUUGAGUAAAUAUGUGACGGCCAAAAACUCGUGCCUGGCCGGCGGAGUUUUGUUGGUCGUUUACCUGCUGAAGCACAGAAACCGAAGGUCCAAACAGAACAGCACUAAAGGAGCGUCUCAGCUCGUGCUCAACACAGACAAAGAUGGAAGAAAAGACAAGGCGGCCGUGGAUAAGGUUUUCUUCCUCCGGAUCCUCCGGAUUCUGAGGAUCAUGGUGCCACGGGUUUUUUGUAUGGAGACUGCCUACCUCAUGCUUAUCGCCGCCAUGUUGGUGGCCCGAACCUACUGUGACGUGUGGAUGAUCCAGAACGGCACCAUGAUUGAAAGUGCAAUUAUUGGUCGCUCAACAAAAGAUUUCAAGAUUUUCUUGUUCAGUUUCGUCAAAUUCAUGCCGCUUAUUGCGUUGGUGAACAACUUUCUAAAGUUGGGUCUAAAUGAGUUAAAGCUGAGGUUUCGUGAGCGACUCACAAAGAAGCUGUACGACCAGUACCUGCAAGGCUUCACUUAUUACAAAAUGGGAAACCUGGACAACCGGAUAGCUAACGCAGACCAGCUGCUGACCCAGGAUGUGGAGAAGUUCUGCAACAGUGUGGUGGAUCUUUACUCCAACCUCAGCAAGCCUCUGUUAGACAUUGGUCUCUACAUCUUCAAGCUGACGAGCGCCAUCGGUGCUCAGGGUCCAGCUAUCAUGAUGUCAUACCUGCUGAUCUCAGGACUGUUCCUGACCAGACUGAGGAGACCCAUAGGCAAGAUGACUGUGUCUGAGCAGCGCUUCGAGGGAGAGUACCGUUACGUCAACUCUCGUCUCAUCACCAACAGUGAGGAGAUAGCCUUCUACAACGGGAACCUGAGAGAGAAGCAGACCAUUCACGCCACAUUUAAGAAGCUGGUGGACCACCUGCAUAACUUCAUCUUCUUCCGUUUCUCCAUGGGCUUUGUGGACAGCAUUAUAGCAAAGUAUGUGGCAACAGUCGUGGGGUACCUGGUGGUCAGUCGGCCGUUUCUCAGCCUGUCGGACCCUCGGCACCUUCACAGCAGCCACUCUGAGCUGCUGGAGGACUACUACCAGAGUGGCCGGAUGCUCCUGAGGAUGUCCCAGGCCCUGGGCAGGAUCGUUCUGGCUGGGAGAGAGAUGACCCGUCUGUCUGGAUUCACAGCCCGGAUUACUGAACUGAUGCUGGUUCUGAAGGAGCUGAAUGCUGGCAGAUAUGAGAGAACCAUGGUUUCGCAACAGGAGAAGGGUGAGGUCCGGCACCAAUGUUCUGGUGUGUGGACCCAACGGAUGUGGAAAGAGCUCCUUGUUCAGAGUGCUUGGAGAGCUGUGGCCGUUAUUCGGUGGAUCCCUGACGAAACCAGAAAGAGGAAAGCUCUUCUACGUUCCACAGAGACCUUACAUGACUUUGGGCUCUUUGAGGGACCAGGUUAUCUACCCUGACACCAUAGAAGAACAGAGGAGGAAGGGCAUGUCUGAUCAGGUGUUGAAGGAGUAUCUGGACAAUGUUCAGCUGGGUCACAUCCUGGACAGGGAGGGCAGCUGGGACUCGGUCCAGGACUGGAUGGAUGUUCUCAGUGGAGGGGAGAAGCAGAGGAUGGCUAUGGCCAGACUGUUCUACCACAAGCCCCAGUUUGCCAUUCUGGACGAGUGCACGAGUGCUGUGAGCGUUGAUGUGGAGGACUACAUCUACAGCCACUGCAGGACGGUGGGCAUCACCUUGUUCACAGUGUCCCACAGAAAGUCCCUCUGGAAACACCACAAGUUCUACCUCCACAUGGACGGCCGAGGGAACUACGAGUUCAAGCCCAUCACUGAGGAGACCGUAGAGUUUGGCUCCUAAACGGCAGCUGAUCAGAGCCAUGCCUGCACUGUUUUGUUUCAAACCAUCCUUUCAUUGUUUGCACUCAAAGAACUAAAACUAGAAAAUAAUGGUUUUAAUCAUUUAUCACUUAGUUGUGUUUUCUGUUUAUUUAACUUUAAUUCUGUUUAAUCAGGAGGAUUCUUGAUUGUGUUUGGGGGUUAGAUCAAAUUAAACAAGUUGUGUUUCACUUGUUAGGUGUUUGAGUAAAGGUGGAGGUGCUUGCACAGGUUUCUGAGCGAAGGGGCACCUCAGGGUGGUGUGUUUGGCCCUCUGUUGUUCCCUUCAUAAAACAAGACUGAUCCUCAUCACUCUCUCUGCACAGUCUUUUCCACGCCUGCAGAGGCUGAAAUAUUUUGUUAGCAGCAGUUUGGGGGCAGUUAGUUCAUAUCAUUCCAAAUAAAAUAAUAACGGCAAAUAGUUUGUGUUUAUAAUUGCUUUGUCGUU